Messenger RNA from Tilletiopsis washingtonensis, 1896 nucleotides. Its product is annotated as DUF185-domain-containing protein. The record is from RefSeq and is a predicted model, not a curated record. Gene Ontology annotation, molecular function: protein-arginine omega-N symmetric methyltransferase activity. The transcript is spliced from 3 exons. Bases 1 to 1896 code for a protein of 631 amino acids. Gene Ontology annotation, cellular component: mitochondrion. NCBI's taxonomy places the organism in Eukaryota, Fungi, Basidiomycota, Exobasidiomycetes, Entylomatales.
AUGGCCCUGCCGCUCCUGCCUCGCGCACAGCUGCCGAGUGCGCUGCGCAUCGCGGCGCUCGCGGCUGCCUCUUCUUCCGCGCGAGCGGCCGCAGCGCCGUCGCGCUGCCGCGCCAGCAGCAGCAAGGCGUCCGGCAGCAGCACGCCGCCGCGGCCAAAGCAGAGCGACGAGGACGCCAGUUGGGGACGGCAUCGCGCGCAGUACAACGUCGACCCCUUCACGCCGCUGCCCGCCGCCGAGCACUAUGAGCUGCCGCUCGUCGAUGCCGCCGCGCUGCAGGCGUCGCCCGAGCGGCCGCGCAGCGUGCGCAUGCUCGCCCGCGACUUCAUCCACGACUCCCUCUACAAUCCGCACUACGGCUACUUCUCGCGCCAUGCGGUGCUGCUGCCCGACAUGGUCGCCAGCACGAGCAGCGCGCUUGAGGGGCCCGACGGCGCCCCGCUCCCGCCGCUCGGCAGCGGCUUCGACUUCACCGGCUUCUCCAACGAGCGUGCCUUUGCUGCGGCUGUGCAGCAGCGCUACGACGCCUUCGAGGCCACGCUGCCGCCGCUGCCUAGCUCUGCUGCUCCUACGCCGGCACCGAAGCCUAGCGCAGCUGCGUCACGACCGCGGCCACGACCGGGUAGUGCCGAGGCGCUCGAGGAGGCGCAGCGGCGCGGGCGGGAGAUGGUCGAGGCGCAGCAGCAUGCCGCUACGGUGGGCGUGGGAGCUGAACAGGCGAUGAAGCACGAGGAGGAUGUGCGGGCCAUGGCCGCUCGGCAGGUCUGGCACACGCCGACAGAGCUGUUCAAGCCGCACUACGCCCAUGCCAUCGCCCGCUACCUCUGCGCCGAGUACAAGCUGAACCUAUACCCGUACGACGACCUCGUCAUCUACGAGCUCGGCGCCGGUUCAGGCGCUCUGGCCGCCGAUGUCCUCGGCUACCUGCGCGAGAGCGAGCCGGAGAUCUACGCGCGUACUCGCUACGUCAUCGUCGAGAUCAGCGAGCGCCUGGCGACGCAGCAGCGCCGGCGACUGCGCGAGCACGCGGAGCGCGUCGUGGUGAAGAACCGCAGCUUCCUCGAGUGGGACGAGGACGUGGCGGAGCCGUGCUUUGUGCUCGCGUUGGAGGUGCUGGACAACCUCACGCACGACGUCGUGCGCUACAGCACUGCCACGCUCGAGCCGUAUCAGGCAGUCGUGUCGAUCGACUCGACGGGCGACAUGCACGAGCUGUGGGAGCGCGUCUCGGACCCGCUCAUUGCGCGCUACCUCGCUCUCACGGCCGCCGCGACGGGCAGCAGCUGGCCGCUGUCCGCACCGCGGCUCAUGCGUCUUCUGCCACGCGCCGUGUGGCGGAUGCUCGAGGCACACAUGCCCUUCUACCCCAACCUCACGCCGCCGCACUACAUCCCGACGGGCCAGCUGCAGAUGCUCGACGUGCUGCGUGCGCACUUCCCGCAGCACCGCCUCGUCGCAUCCGACUUCCACGCGCUGCCCGAUGCGGUCAAGGGCGUCGACGCUCCUGUCGUUCAGACGCGCCUCGAGGGCACCAUGGUGCCGGUGACGACGUACCGCGUGCUGCAGGGCUUCUUCGACAUCUUCUUCCCGACGAACUUCGAGCUGCUGCGCGAGGUGUAUGCGCGCGUCAUGGCUGCGCCCUCGGCGCUGAAGGCAUCAAGACGCGCCUCUCCUUCCGCCCGCAAGGGCAGCAAGCCGACUGCGCGCCUCGAGCCGCACUUCUUCUCGGCACCGGCGCGCAACCCGUACUCGGCACAGCACCGGCGCGAGCACAGCGUCGUCUGCUCGCACGCCGAGUUUCUCAGCCGCUACGCCGACACGAAUGCGACGCGCCUGCGCGACGGCACCAACCCGCUGCUCACGUGGUACCAGAACGCAAGCUGGAUCCUCACGUGA